AAAUUUGUCAAACAAUUCCCUUUGUAAUCUUCUGUGUCUGUUUAACAGAAUAUGGACAGAACAUACUUUUCCUGACUCUUGGAGGCUAUCUAUAGUUAUUCCCAUUCUCAAGCCUGGUAAAGACCACAAGAAUCCCUCUAAUUACAGACCAAUCUCUCUGACAAGUUGUCUGUGUAAACUCUUUGAGAGAAUGGUAAACAGACGCCUGAUGUUCCUUUUAGAGGUAAAGAACUAUUUUUCACCACAUUAGAGUGGAUUCCGUAGGAACAGAAGUACCACUGAUAACUUAGUAAACCUUGAAACAUCUAUACGCGAAGCGUUUGUUAGACGACAGCACUUAGUGUCUGUAUUUUUCGAUAUAGAGAAGGCCUAUGAUCGCUGUUGGCGAUACAGGAUACUCCGUGAUCUGUACGAAUUCGGAUUGCGGGGUAAUUUGCCGAUUUUGAUAAAAAAACUUCCUACAGAAUCGAAGAUUUCAUGUCAGGAUGGGCAACACUUUAUCUAGGCCUUUCACACAACAAGAAGGUGUUCCUCAAGGCUCUAUUUUGAGUGUGACUCUGUUCCUAAUUAAAAUUAACAGCAUAGCUAACUGUCUUCCCCCUAGUGUGAAACACUCUUUGUAUGUGGAUGACUUUCAGAUCUCUUGCCAGUCUAGUAACAUGAGUUUCAUUGAGAGACAACUGCAAACCUCUUUAAAUCGCAUAGAAAAUUGGUCCAAGACCAAUGGUUUUAGUUUCAACGUAGAGAAGACCUCGUGCAUUCACUUUUGCCGAAGGCGUGGUUUGCACCUGGAUCCUGAAAUAUAUUUAAAUGGAGUUAAAAUUCCAAUUGUUAAUGAGACUAAGUUUUUGGGUGUUUGUUUUGACAAAAAACUGACAUUCUUGCCACACUUGCGCAACCUGAAGAGUAGAUGUUUAAAAUCUCUAAACCUUUUAAAGGUAUUAUGCUGCUCAUCCUGGGGAGCAGACAAAGUUUCUAUGCUCAGGAUUUAUAGGGCCCUUGUCCGCUCUAAGCUGGACUACGGAUGCAUUGUUUAUGGCUCUGCGCGAGAAUCUACUCUUCGGAUGCUGGAUCCAAUCCAUCAUCAAGCACUGCGUUUGUGCACUGGUGCAUUCCGAACUUCCCCUGUCCAAAGUUUGUAUGUGGAUGCUUAUGAGCCUCCACUGUCUCUUAGGAGAGAACAGUUGUCUCUAUUUUACUAUAUAAAGCAGAAAUCUAACUCUAAACCUUCAGUCGAUUAUAGAGUAUUAGAUACUCAGCUGAAAAGGUUAUUUGAAACUCGCCCUAGUUGUGUCCCUACAUUCCCCAUAAGAACGGAGAAUGUGAGUAGCACGAUUGACCUUAACACAAGCAACAUUUCACAGCUAGAGGUCUGUAGUAUAUCUCCUUGGUCAACUCCUGUGAUAAAUGUUGACCUUAGCUUAAAGCAGUUUCCUAAGGAAUCCACACCAGACUACGUCUAUAGACAGCACUUUGCAGAAAUUCAACAUUGUGACAGGAAUUUAAUUCCUAUUUAUACAGAUGGAUCUAAAUCUGAUGAUUACGUUGGCUCAGCUUUCGUCUGCCAGGAUGAAAUUGUGGCAGAACAAAUUGCAUCAAAUUCUUCUAUCUUUUCUGCAGAGUUGCAUGCUAUUUAUUUAGCUCUAAAGUAUAUAAAUAGGAAAGGUCAUCGUUGCUGUGUUAUAUACACUGACUCAGUUAGUGCACUUCAGGCUUUGAUCUCGUGUGAACCUAGUUCCCACUCCAUAGUGAUUAAAAUUCAUAAACUGUUUUGCCAUCUUAUUGCAAGUAAUUUCUUUGUAAAAUUUUGUUGGGUCCCAGGCCAUGUAGGUAUAAAAGGAAAUGAAGAAGCGGACGCAGCUGCAAAGGCAGCUAGUCCUUCACAGCAUAUAAUGCCUAUUGAAGGAGGUGAUUUGAAGCUAGUUGUUAAAAAACGACUAGCAGAGCGAUGGCAAAACAUGUGGAAUGCACAAAUCCACAAUAAACUACACGAGAUCAAGCCGAAUAUAGAAAAUUGGACACGUAAUAAACAGUAUGACAGGAGAUCUGAAGUAAUUCUUACUCGUUUGAGAAUUGGGCAUACUCGGUUGACUCAUCUGUACCUUUUGAAGGGUGAAGAUCAGCCAUUAUGCCAAUAUUGUAACUGUACUGUAAGUGUUAAACACAUACUUUACAACUGCAUUGCCUCUGAGAGGAUACGUAGACAGCAUUUUGGAAAUGCAAGUUUUAAAGAGAUUUUGGGCCAGAGGCCAAAUCUUGAUAAGAUACUGAACUUUUUGAAAGUCGUAAAUAUUUAUAAAGAAAUUUAAUUAAUUAUUUAUAUAUUUAUUUAUUUAUUUAUUAUAUGGUUAUAUCUAUUUUGUUGUUUUGUUUGUUUGUUUCUAUUUACGUUUUUGUGUCAUAUUUAUAUUUUGUGUUAUAUAUAUUUAGUUUUGUUAUAUUUUACCUUUUGUCAUGGCGCAGCAUGGCCUAAAGGGCCCUUGCG
Molecule: messenger RNA, 2485 nt
Organism: Centruroides sculpturatus (bark scorpion)
Lineage: Eukaryota; Metazoa; Arthropoda; Arachnida; Scorpiones; Buthidae
Exons: 1
Coding region: 486-2309 (607 amino acids)
Molecular function (GO): nucleic acid binding; RNA-DNA hybrid ribonuclease activity
Source: RefSeq, a predicted model, not a curated record